CGGAAAAGAACAGAAGAGCAAAACGGUGUCGUUUUGCUGACGUGGAUGAUUCCCUGCCGCAACCGGCUAAUACCGGUACUCCCCAUUUCCCGAAAACGAAAUUGUUAGAAAAGAAACGAAACUGGGUGAAACGGUCUCCGAUUGGCUACUACGCUUUAUCUCUCUUCAACUAUUUCUCACUACUUUCUCUCUCUAAAUUGCUCCUCCGCGUUAUAAAUACGAGCUUUCGAGCUCACGCUAAAAUUUUUCCCCUCUCUGUUUCCCUUCACUCUCUUCUUCUAAAUCUCCGGCAACCAUUUCCCGGCGAAAUCGCCGGACAAUCACCGUUAUUGCCACCGGAAAAUCUCGCUCCGCCGCCGCCACACCUCGCUUCUCCCUCAGCUUUUCGUUUUCUCAACAUUCUUGUUUGGUUGUAGAUAAUUUCUAUUUCUGUAUAAUAUCAUUUGGCCGUUGUUGGGGAAGUAGAGAAAAUGGACGGGCAUAUUGGACUAAAGAAAAUCGGCUCUCAUGCCUCCAUCUCUGAGAUAGAUGAUUUUGAUCUCUCACGUCUCCUUGACAAGCCAAGGUUGAAUAUUGAAAGGCAGAGAUCAUUCGAUGAGAGGUCGCUUAGCGAGCUGUCUAUUGGUUUGGCGAGAGGGGGCAUGGAUAACUAUGACACUUACUCGCCUGGGGUAAGAUCUGGUUUUGACACGCCAGCCUCUUCAACACGGAAUUCCUUUGAGCCUCAUCCCAUGGUUGCUGACGCCUGGGAAUCCCUCCGGAGGUCUCUAGUCCAUUUCAGAGGCCAACCUGUUGGCACAAUUGCAGCUGUUGAUCAUCAAGCGGAGGAGGUUCUGAACUAUGAUCAGGUCUUUGUUCGAGAUUUUGUGCCAAGCGCUUUAGCCUUUCUGAUGAAUGGUGAACCAGAUAUUGUUAAGAACUUUUUGCUGAAGACCUUGCAUCUUCAGGGGUGGGAAAAAAGAGUAGAUCGAUUUAAGCUUGGUGAAGGUGUAAUGCCAGCUAGUUUCAAAGUCCUUCAUGAUCCUGUUAGGAAAACAGAUACUCUUAUUGCAGAUUUUGGUGAAAGUGCAAUCGGUAGAGUUGCUCCUGUUGACUCUGGAUUCUGGUGGAUUAUCUUGCUUCGUGCAUACACAAAGUCUACUGGGGAUUUAUCUCUGGCUGAAUCACCGGAUUGUCAAAAGGGAAUGAAGCUUAUAUUGACUCUAUGCCUGUCUGAGGGUUUUGAUACCUUCCCAACUCUGCUUUGUGCUGACGGAUGUUGCAUGAUUGAUCGAAGAAUGGGCAUUUAUGGGUAUCCUAUAGAGAUUCAAGCACUUUUCUUCAUGGCACUGCGAUGUGCUUUAUCAAUGCUCAAACAAGACGAUGCAGAAGGAAAAGAAUGUGUAGAACGCAUUGUGAAGCGUUUGCAUGCUUUAAGUUAUCACAUGCGGAGUUACUUUUGGCUUGAUUUCCAACAACUAAAUGAUAUCUAUCGGUAUAAGACUGAGGAAUACUCACAUACUGCCGUCAACAAGUUCAACGUUAUUCCUGACUCAAUCCCAGAGUGGGUAUUUGACUUUAUGCCAACCCGUGGAGGCUACUUUAUUGGAAAUGUCAGUCCAGCCCGGAUGGAUUUUCGAUGGUUUGCUUUAGGCAAUUGUGUUGCAAUUCUAUCUUCUCUAGCUACUCCAGAGCAAUCAAUGGCUAUCAUGGAUCUUAUUGAAGCUCGUUGGGAUGAGUUGGUUGGGGAAAUGCCCCUAAAAAUAUCUUAUCCUGCAAUAGAGAGCCAUGAGUGGCGAAUUGUUACUGGUUGUGAUCCAAAAAAUACCAGAUGGAGUUACCAUAAUGGAGGAUCUUGGCCAGUGCUCCUGUGGCUAGUAACAGCAGCUUGCAUUAAAACAGGGCGACCUCAAAUAGCAAGACGUGCAAUUGAGCUUGCUGAGAGUCGUUUGCUGAAGGAUGGGUGGCCGGAAUACUAUGAUGGUAAACUCGGGAGAUAUAUUGGGAAACAGGCAAGAAAAUAUCAAACAUGGUCUAUUGCAGGUUAUCUUGUAGCAAAGAUGAUGCUGGAGGACCCAUCACACUUGGGUAUGAUUUCUCUUGAAGAAGACAAGCAGAUGAAGCCAGUGAUUAAAAGAUCAUCUUCUUGGACCUGCUAAAAAGACAAGACGAUAGAUAAAUAGUACAAAGAAAAAAAAGAAUAGACACUUAGAAGGUGAGAGAUAUUAUUCUUUCAAAUAUACAUCACUAUUCUUGGCAAUUUCCUUUCUCGUAGGCUUGAUUAAAAGUUUGGCUUGUGUAAAAUAGUUGUUGAUGAGACUGGGCAUCAUGCUCUUUCCAAAUAAGAUAAAGACACUCUCAUUUCAUUUGCUAA
Molecule: messenger RNA, 2353 nt
Organism: Arachis stenosperma
Lineage: Eukaryota; Viridiplantae; Streptophyta; Magnoliopsida; Fabales; Fabaceae
Product: probable alkaline/neutral invertase D
Exons: 5
Coding region: 471-2138 (555 amino acids)
Biological process (GO): sucrose catabolic process
Molecular function (GO): sucrose alpha-glucosidase activity; endo-alpha-N-acetylgalactosaminidase activity
Source: RefSeq, a predicted model, not a curated record